Messenger RNA from Micropterus salmoides (largemouth bass), 3593 nucleotides. RefSeq names its product zinc finger protein 37-like. Gene Ontology annotation, cellular component: nucleus. The record is from RefSeq and is a predicted model, not a curated record. Bases 105 to 1493 code for a protein of 462 amino acids. Gene Ontology annotation, biological process: regulation of transcription by RNA polymerase II. The transcript has 2 exons. Lineage: Eukaryota; Metazoa; Chordata; Actinopteri; Centrarchiformes; Centrarchidae. Gene Ontology annotation, molecular function: RNA polymerase II cis-regulatory region sequence-specific DNA binding; DNA-binding transcription activator activity, RNA polymerase II-specific.
UGGCUGCUAACGGCUCACAGGCUGUGAAUAUUUAGCUGAGUUUAUCCUCUUUGCUAUCCAGCUUCUAACGUUGAUGUGUAGGUGCCGUAACUCUCUCCUGAGACAUGAACACCACAAUGUUUCAGCUGAGGUCGUUUGUCCAUCAGCGGCUGUACACAGCGGCAGAGGAGAUCCUCGGAGAGGUGGAGAAAACCAUUAAGUUAGCUUUGUACGAAGCCGAAGUUAGUCGAUCUAAAGAGGAGGUUGAAAGUCUGCGACACCAGCUAGAGCUUCUCCGAAAGAAACCAGCUGAAGAGCCUUCACUGACCAGCAACACAGUGGAACAUGGAGAUGAGUGUGAUGCCCUGUUGCUGCAGGAGAAAUCAGGACCCUCAACACCAGAAGAGUCUAACUCAAGUGUGAGCGCUGAGGUCCCAGGACCCUCUCAACCCAGCACAGGUCUGGACAAUAAUAACUGGAACUACUGCUUGGUUGAGACGGACUUCAAGAUGUCCGAAAUAAAAGAAGAGCAGGCGGAACUUGGGGGUGACAGUCAAACUCAGAUUUUCCUUCCGUCUCCCGAAAUGGUGAAAAGCGAGCGAGAUCAGCCAGGGACACAAGUGUCACAUGAAAUGCAGCCAGUUUCUUCAGACUGCUCUACAGCUCAGAGUGAUGAUGACGACAACAAUGACAGCGAUGAGGAGUUGGUGAACAGCAAUGGAGAAAAUACCAAAAUUAUGAAACAGAAAGGAAAGAUAUUGCAAGUACAAAGUGGCAGUAUUAAUAAGGAGUGUCAGACAGCAUUGCCUCAUGACAAAUGUUCUGUUAAAAAUGAAAAGGGCCGCAGUUUUUGCCAUUUGUGCGGCAAGGGAUUUCAGUACAUCGGCUCUUUGAUGAAGCACAUAAAAACCCAUGAGAACAAAAGUGAUUGCACUGUUUGUGGGAUGAUGCACCAGUCCACAGAGGAGUUAGUAACACACCUGAAAGGUUAUCACAACAAAACAUAUUUUUGUGACGUUUGUGGCAAGACUUUUGCCAAUAACCGUUGUCUCCGGCUGCAUGAAAGAAUACACACAGGCAUAAAAGAGUUCAUGUGUCAAGAAUGUGGCAAAACAUUUUACAGAAGAGAGCAUCUGAUUGUACACGUGAGGACCCACUCUGGGGAGAAACCGUAUCACUGUGACAUUUGCGGGAAAGCAUUUAGUCAGAGCCAGAACCUUACAAUUCAUAAAAGAAGUCAUUCGGGGGAGAGACCAUAUCAUUGUGGCCUGUGUGGAAAACUUUUUAACACUAGCAGUCACCUCAAAACACACAUGAGAUACCAUUCAGGAGAGAAACCGUACCCUUGUGAUAUUUGUGGUAAAUGCUUUCGCCAAAGUGGACAGAUGACUAGACAUAGGACCACACAUACAGGAGAGAGGCCCUAUGCUUGCCAUGUUUGUGGUAUGAGAUACAGGUUUGCACCUAAUCUUAAGGUGCACCUGCAGACUCAUGAAAAGGCAGCCGCUGAGUGAAAACCAUUACAUUAACCAGACAAGACUAUCUUGGAGCUGGUGCAUGAGUUGGACAAGACAGGUUUACAUGCAUGGCAUAACUCACCUGUUGGCCAUUCUUGAGUUUAUCUACAACUUAUAUGUACCAAAUUUACUGCCAGCCUUUUAACGAAAGCAUAACAUAACUUGUUGUUGUGAUUUAGUACAUGUCAGGUAGCUACUGGCAUCAGUACACGCUGAGGUACUUGAGUCAUCUCACCGGGAACAUUUAGGCCCAAUCCCAUCUCCAUCCUAAAGCCUAAGCCUUGAACCUGAACACAUUAGUCGAAGUCACCUGGUAAGUGUUAGAGGCUGUAAGGGAACAAAACGGUAUAAUGGGACAGCACCGCACUUUUCAACAUAUUAUAUUACCUUUACUACACGAAAACAGUUGUGGCUUUGGGACUUUUUAGCUGACCUUUUUUACUUCACGGCUGAGACAAUGAAGGGGCCGAUCCACGAUCUUGCCGAGUACAUUGAUAAUUUGAAAAUGACCUGUGGACAAGAGGUCAUUUUCAAAUAAUCAGUUUACUUGUUCAAAACGACAUACACAAAAAAAUCUUCUUUUUAAUUCUAGUUGUUCCUUCCAUGUUUGUUUAGAUUUUUUUUUUUUUUUAACGCCGGCUUGCCUUGGUAACCCUGUGUUUAACGUCACAACGCUAUGAACUGUGGGUAAUUCCUUCAGGCAAUGGAAAGUGAACGCGCCUCAGAGUCCGUGAGUAAGGAGAUUGGGAUUUAGCCAGUCACCUUUUUCUAUCUGCAGAUUGAAGUUGCCAGGCAGUACUGUCAAGGAAAUUUGCUGAGGUUAUUACAUUUCAUGAACCAAUUAGAAUCAUAAAGUUGUAAGUUGUCCCACAUUUAAGGCCCUGGAUACCCACACAGGUGUUGGUAACUGGUCAGAGACGUUUGCUGUCGUUGAUCAGACCUCUGUUUAGGAAUCACAGCUAAAUUGUCCGUUUUAACGAGUUCAACAAAACUAUAUGACUUCACGAAUUGACCCUGCUUUUUUCACUUAUUGCAGAGUUCAAUCUGAUUGGGAAAUUGCAAGGCCAGUUUGAGAGAGGGGUUGGGAUUGACCUCUUAUUCAGCAGCUAUUGAUAACUGCACAGUGAAAUAAUACAAGCAGUUAAGGAGGGCCGCUGCUUAGCUAUAGUGAAUGUAAAGACAGUGAUAGAUAUUAAUGGAGUAAAAUGUUUAAUUAAAAUAUAUAUAAUAUACAACUUUGUGGACUGCUGCUGUUAGCCCGCUAUUUUGACGAACUCCGGUCUGACUGCACCAUGUGUGGGUGUACAGGGCUGACAGGCGCAACAAAACUAACGCGAGAGUCACACAGGUUCUACUCCAACUGGACUGAACACUCAAACACAGUGAUGAGGUUGGGUCUGAUCAAACAGUUCUUGAGAUUUAACUGAAAUUAACAAUCUUAAGAGAUUCAUUAUUAACCGAACAUCCGAGUUCAGUUAUAUUGAAAAUUGCCUUAUAGGGCACUACAUGUUAUCUGUAUUGUGUGUGACCACGAGUACUUUACAUGUUUUAAACUUCCACACAUUGGGAGAGAUUUGGUGUCUGCCUGCUCAAAAACUCAACAUAUGGAUAAGGGGAGCGAUGCAGACAACAAGUAAAGAGUAAGCCAAAUGACAGAACAUCACUGUCCACCUGUAUCGGUCCAUCUUUAGAUUAAAUGUGACAUAACUGAUGACCCAGCAGCAGUACUCAUCGUAAGUGUUGACACAACAUUGGAUACCCAUCUGUGACGAUGUGAAUGUUCGGCUGUGAUAUAUUUUUAUAAGUGAGAUUAAUUUUGAAUAACAGUUGGAGGAGCGCCUUUUAUUUGUUAUUUAUGUAUGUUCAUAAAUCCCUUCAGGUUUCUGUUUACAUGACUUAGACUGCUGGAAUAUGUUGGCAUUUAUCAAAACGGUUAACUAAUUCCUGUUCGUAAAACCAGUUUCACUUUGAGCACCACCUCUGUAGCUCUUGUUUUUCACAUUUUAUGUAUGUAUUUUUGUACAUUGUUCUGUGUAAUGUCUUCUUAUGGUGAAACCAGAUUUCCACACAUAAAGUUUAAUAUACUGUUAUAUCACA